AUGCGCAUGUACAUCUGCGGCGAGUGGGUCGACCGCGAUGACAAGAUGCCCGUCAUCAAUCCCUUCGACCAGUCCGCGUUCGACACCGUCCCACGUGGGUCCGCUGCCGACGUUCAGGCCGCAAUCGCCAGCGCCGUCCGUGGCGCCGCGGUGAUGGCCAAGUUGCCCGCCCACCGUCGCUACACGAUCCUCAAGCGUGCUGCCGACCUCAUGGAAGAACGUGCUGACGACCUGGCGGAGACCAUAACUCGAGAAGAGGGAAAGGUCAUCGCCGAAGGCCGCGGUGAAGUCCAGCGUGCCAUCCAGACGAUCACCUUGUCUGCUGAAGAAGCCAAGCGCCUGCACGGAGAAACCGUGCCGCUCGACUCGGCGCCCGGCGUGGUCAACCAGUUUGGCUUCACCAUCCGUGUGCCCGUGGGCAUAGUGGCCGCGAUCGCGCCGUUCAACUUCCCGCUCAACCUCGUGUGCCACAAGGUGGGCCCGGCCCUGGCUGGCGGCAACGCCGUUAUCCUCAAGCCGGCCGGGGACACUCCGCUGUCUGCCUUGAAGCUAACCGAGAUCCUGCUGGAAGCCGGCCUUCCCGAAGAGGCCAUCCAAACCAUCACCGGCUCCGGCGCUGAGAUCGGCGACGUUAUCACCGGCUCGCCCGACAUCCGCAAGAUAACCUUCACCGGCAGCAUGGAAGUGGGCGACCAGAUUUGCCGUAACGCCGGCAUCAAGAAGGUCACCAUGGAGCUGGGGUCCAACAGCCCGUUGAUCAUCAUGUCGGAUGCCGACAUCGAGAAGGUCGCGGCCGCCACGGUUUCCAGCGGUUUCGCCAAUGCGGGUCAGGUCUGCAUCUCCACUCAGCGUGUCUUCGCUGCCCGCACCAUCUACGCCGAUCUGCUAGACGCGCUGGUUAAACCCACCCAGGAGUUCAGCGUCGGCAAUCCCUUCGACGAAGACGUCAAGAUGGGCCCGAUGAUCCGCCAGACCGAUGCCGAACGCGUCGAGACCUGGAUCGCUGAAGCCGUGAGCCAGGGCGCGCGCGUCAUCGCCGGCGGUGACCGGAGCGGGACCCUCCACUCCGCCACCGUGGUGGCCGACGCUCGGCCGGAAAUGCUGAUCUCCCGUGAGGAACUCUUCGGUCCCGCCGUGGCCGUCAGCGCAUUCGAUGACAUUGACGACGCCAUCGCCAAGGCCAACGACAGCCGCUUCGGCCUGUCGGCAGGCAUCUUCACCCAGAACGUGGACUGGGCCAUGAAGUUCGCGCAGGAAGUGCAUUCCGGCAACCUGCACAUCAACGCUUCUCCGCAAUGGCGGGCCGACGUUAUGCCCUACGGCGGCCUUAAGGACAGUGGCAUGGGCAAGGAAGGCCCGGCCUACGCCAUCGAUGAGAUGACCGAGCUCAAGAUGGUUGUGUUCCACUUGGGCGGUUAG
This is a messenger RNA of Geodia barretti, 1419 nucleotides long. NCBI's taxonomy places the organism in Eukaryota, Metazoa, Porifera, Demospongiae, Tetractinellida, Geodiidae. The record is from the annotation of a GenBank genome assembly.